This is a messenger RNA of Strongylocentrotus purpuratus (purple sea urchin), 1935 nucleotides long. Its product is annotated as SUMO-conjugating enzyme UBC9-like. Gene Ontology annotation, cellular component: nucleus. The coding region runs from base 288 to 797 and encodes 169 amino acids. Gene Ontology annotation, molecular function: SUMO conjugating enzyme activity. The transcript is spliced from 8 exons. Gene Ontology annotation, biological process: protein sumoylation. The record is from RefSeq and is a predicted model, not a curated record. Lineage: Eukaryota; Metazoa; Echinodermata; Echinoidea; Camarodonta; Strongylocentrotidae.
CGAAUCACUUACGUGCGUUAUGAAUGAGGCGCAGUUUACAACGCACGGUUUACAAUCCCAUUGAAUGGAAAUUACGUCCUCACUAUUUUUGUCGUGUCAACUUGGCCAAAAAUUAGAUGUUUUAGGUUACUACUUGAUGUAUGCGUUUUUUGAUAACUUUCAGUUACCGAAACUAGAUUACUAGCUGCAUUUCGGCCAUUUAACCUUUACAUUUUGGUCAGUCAUAGCUGUUACAGAGAAGUGGGAGAGCCAGAAAAGAAGACUACAGAAGAUUAUAAAUCAGCAACAUGUCGGGUAUCGCGAUCACACGACUUUCUGAGGAGCGAAAAGCAUGGAGAAAAGACCAUCCUUUUGGUUUUGUAGCAAAGCCAACUAAGAAUGCUGAUGGUACAUUAAACCUCAUGAACUGGGAGUGUGCAAUUCCAGGGAAGCACUCCACACCAUGGGAAGAGGGAUUGUACAGGCUGAGAAUGAUUUUCAAGGAUGAUUACCCGACAUCACCUCCCAAAUGUAAAUUUGACCCUCCAUUGUUCCAUCCGAAUGUGUACCCAUCAGGCACAGUGUGCCUCUCUCUACUGGACGAGGAUAAAGAUUGGAGACCAGCUGUAACGAUUAAACAGAUUUUGAUUGGCAUCCAGGAUUUACUCAACGACCCUAACAUCAAUGACCCAGCCCAGGCAGAAGCAUACACAAUAUAUUCACAAAACAGGAUGCAAUAUGAGAAGAAAGUGAAGGAGCAGGCCAGGAGAUGUGCUCCUACAAAGGAAAACCACCACCAGUCAAACAGCAAGGCGUAGGCCCGGCCACACCCCCUCGGCCUCCGCCCAACAAUAGGGAGCAACCAGCUAAUGAGCAAGAUGAACUAUCCCUACUGUCACACACAGAGAUAGAGAAAAGCCAAAUCACGAGUAUAUGGACUUCUUUUUACAAUUUUGAGGAUGGCUGCUGCAAAUUGAGCUUGUUUGAGCGUUUAGUGAAUGAACUACUACAGAUGGAAGCGAGGAGAAAUUCAUACGUGAGAAUCUAGCUGCACUGUGAAUGUGAAACCCUAAUGUUUUCUUCAGUUUCAGCCCUUUAAUAGUUGAUGUCAUUGAGUGUAGUGUAUUUAAGUAGAGAUUGUUCCCAUUGCUGCUGCAGUUCACCUGCUACGCUCGUUGCCUUUGAUGAUGUACAAAUAAUUAAUGUUUGCAUGUGCAUUAGUGAGCAUACACUGCACGUAGGUCGAGUUACAAUCAACAACUCUCGUUCAUUAAUCCUGCUCAUUGUGACUUUACAGAGUGCAGUGCAUAUCACUAAUGCACAAGGAUUCUUUUAUAAAAAUGGGGGGCAAUUUGAAUAUAGAGUCAAGAAAUAAGCAACAAACCUGAUCAGAAUGCCAAGUGUCGCACAGUCAUCGAGGCGGCCGAUUGCUUUUAUUGAAUGACCAUCACAUAAGUGCAGCUCAACGGUCAAAUGCACGUCUCAGUGUGCACAUCUUUGUCCUUGCCAUUUGAAACUCUGUGCAUCUCAUUGUUUCUUAAUUUUUUACGUGCCAAAGAUACGCAUAUGCGCAUCUCAGCCAUGCACUUUCACUUCCAUGGGUUAUCACUUUUUGACGAGAACUUUUUUGCAUGGCAGGCUUGGUAGGAGAGAAUGAUGUACAUUCACUUCGUUUCAUUUAACCAAGGAUAUUACCUACAUUCUGGAACCUGUAUUAUAAUGCGUAAUUUAAGCCUUUACAAUCAAUAUCAUCAUGCAUUCUGUAGAUACCAGAGUCAAUUGCAUUGGAUUGUGAUAAGCUUAGAAGAAUAUGAGCUUGGCAUCUAGUUCAUUCUGUCACUGUUAUCAUUGGUAGGACACAGAGGCUCUUUGCUUAGUAGUCAAAUCAGUUUGCCCUAAAGAAAACAAAAGUAUGAAUAUACCCCGUUGGACCAGUUGAUUUACCUAAAAGCUCUU